AUGCAUCCCACCACCACAGAGCACGACUAUCGCUUUCCGCGAAGACCCGACCCCAGAGCCAGGACUGACGACGUCUCCAACGACUCCAGCCCCCGCGCCGGCCUUGCUGCCGCCACCUCCCCCGACGCCCUCUCCCAGACAUCGUCGUCUCGCGCGCUCGAAUUAGAAAAGUCUUUUGCCAAGCAUGACGACCUUCUCGGCGGUGCCCUCUUCCCGGCCCUCCACGAUGGCGACGACACGGGCUCCAGCCCCAGCGUCGACCAGAUGCAGUCCGACGAUCCCAUCGCCGCCCAGGUCUGGAAGUUCUUCACAAAGACCAAGCAGAAUCUCCCCAACCAGCAGCGCAUGGAAAAUAUCACAUGGCGUAUGAUGGCUCUCAGCAUGCGCAAAAAGCAGCAAGAGCAGCGCAGUCGAGAAAACAGCAUCUCACGCCCAGGCGCUCAGUCUGGCCCCAGUGGUAUUGCUCAGCUUCGCAAAUCUUCUCAGGCUAACGCCGCUGUCGCGGCGCAGAACUCGGAUCAAAUGAAUAUUGAUGAGUUCAUUUUUCCAGAGCAGGCCGGCUCACCCAGCGCAUUUGCAUCGCCUCAAAUGCCCAGCAUGGCAUCCACUGCUACUGGUGGCCAACCUUCCAGCAUUCCUAUCCAGCAACAGCCGAGAAGCGAGGGUCUCGGUAGCGCAUUUGUCCCUCAGUCCGUCCCCGAUGCCCCUCACCACCAGCAUCGUGGCAAUAGCGAGUUCAACUAUGUCCAGCGCCGCGUCCGCAAGACUAGCAUAGAUGAGCGCCAGACGAGAAAACGUCCUGCCAACUUUUCUCCCCACAUCGGCGCUGUCGGCGCGGGCUCUGCUAGCCAUGAACUCGACAACGAUGGAGACAUUCACGGGUACUCGCUUGACGGCCACAGCCACAUGAAUGUGUCUCAGCAGCUACCCAUCGACCAGUUUGGCCUCGACUUCAUGCCCAACGACAACAUGAUGAACAACUCGCAGUUUCAGCAAAAUUUUGGCUUCUCGCCCUCCACGUCGCCCAUGGUCUCCAACGGACCCCUCUCUUCCUUCAACAACUCCAUGGCACCAUCCUCGCUCAACACCACCGACUUUUACUCGCCUCCAGCCUCCGGCUACCCUUCGGCUGUUUCGACCCCGCACGGCAUGGGCGACAAAGACAACUUUUCUUUCAGCCCAGAUGUGCGCCAGCACGGCCAGGGCUUUCAGCAGCAGAACAUGAACCAGCAGUUCAUGUACAACGACCCCAACGGCAACCCCAUAUAUGGCUCCAUGGGACAGGGCCAGUCCUACAACCAGAUGGACCACUCGCAAGGCAUGCACCCCGAUAGUGGUCUCGUGUCGCCCAGCAUUCCCAUGAACCAAGAUGGCAUGUUCUCUUUCGGUGGUGACUCGGACGAGGAUGACGGAAAUAAUGGCAUGAACAACAUGCACGGCGACUUCACCUCUGCUGUUGACGAGGUAGGCUCCCUGGGAUGGGAUGCGUCGCUACCAGGCCAGUUCAGCACGCACUCUGCACGAUACCCCGGUGGCCCCCCGCGCAAGCAAGUCACCAUUGGAGGCACUACCACAGACUAUGUGGAGUCCAACAAUGACGACGGCCCCGGCGGACUGGGUAGGUCGCAAUCGUUCAAAUCAUCCGGUGCGCGACAGCCCAAGCUGCCACGAACAGCUUCUACACCUUCCCACAUGGCCUCCAAGCACAACGGCUUCGAGCAGAUCGCACAGUCGUUGCCCAACUCGCCGCAUGGCGAAGUCGCUGGUAACAUGUCUGGCUUCUCCUCCGUGGCCCCCAGCCGGCCCUCCUCCCCACCACCAUCAAAGCCCGGCUCGACCACUAACCUGCAAGCCGCCGCCGGCAACCAAACCGAGGGCGGUAACCCCACGACUUGCACAAACUGUUUCACGCAGACGACCCCGCUGUGGCGACGAAACCCCGAAGGCCAGCCGCUGUGCAACGCCUGCGGUCUGUUUUUGAAGCUUCACGGCGUCGUUCGACCUCUCAGUCUCAAGACGGACGUCAUCAAGAAGCGCAACCGUGGCUCUGGUAACAAUGCCGGCGGCCGUGGCAAGAAGGGCUCAGGAUCUGCUACCGCAUCGCGAAAGAACUCCUCCCUCUCGAUUGCCAACUCGGCGCCCUCUGGCCAGCAGACACCAACAAACGCCACUGGCCAACGUCCCGGUACAAGUCACAAGGAAGAUAGCCCCGUGUCUGCCGGUGGCCAAUUUGGACAGGCAGCUGCCGGCAAAGGUGUUGUGCCAAUUGCCGCCGCUCCGCCAAAGUCGUCGCCCGGCCCAGGGGCGUCGGCGUCGGCCAUAGCCAUGGCUCGCCCUUCCACCAAUGCCUCUUCGAAACGACAGCGCAGACACAGCAAGAGCGAAGGCACGAACGGCUCGGCCAUGGAUAUCGACGGCGGCUUCCCGAGCAACCACGACGGCACCAGGUCCCUUGGUACAACGCCUAGCAUGCCGUCCAUCUCGUCCACCAUGAUGUCGGCCGGCUACGGCAUGUCGCAGCGUCCUCUGAUGGCCGCGCCGGGACCCAUGGGUCACCAGCCCAACGCUGGCAUGAACCCUAAUGGCAACCCCGCCGGUCCGCAGGAAUGGGAGUGGCUCACAAUGAGUCUGUAA
Akanthomyces muscarius is the source of this 2634-nucleotide messenger RNA. RefSeq lists its product as uncharacterized. The transcript has 3 exons. NCBI's taxonomy places the organism in Eukaryota, Fungi, Ascomycota, Sordariomycetes, Hypocreales, Cordycipitaceae. Gene Ontology annotation, biological process: positive regulation of transcription by RNA polymerase II; negative regulation of transcription by RNA polymerase II. Gene Ontology annotation, molecular function: RNA polymerase II cis-regulatory region sequence-specific DNA binding; zinc ion binding; DNA-binding transcription factor activity, RNA polymerase II-specific. The record is from RefSeq and is a predicted model, not a curated record. Bases 1 to 2634 code for a protein of 877 amino acids.